UUCUUACCCAUCCCUCGUCCCCCCCGCCCCCCCAGUUGCCAGUUACUGAACCGAUGAAGGGCCUGCAAUCUAUCCCCUGCCAUGGCCCCAUCGUAGGGUGACAGGCAUCUUUCUCGCAAGACACCCGAGUGCGUCUUUUCCCCGAGUUUGGGGCUGUUGCUUCUGGGGAGGUCUUUUUCAGGGAGCGGUGUUGAGGAUUUCUUCUAUCUGAAGCCAGGCUCCUGGGGAACCCUAUGCUCCCGGUGGGGGCGGGGGCGGGAUAGAGACCGCACGCUGAUGCAGGCAAGGGAACGAGCCCCUUGCAGCAAACCAGCUGUUGGGCGGGACGCCGGCCCAGCCCUCGCUGGCGCUGAGCCGGACCCCCGCCCAACUGGGCUCUCGCGCAGUUGAGGGUGCCCGCGGGGCCGAGACGAACACACAGGUCAGAGAGCGCGGCCGAGCCUCGGGAGGGAGGCGCGGCUGGUGGCUCCGGCUGCAGCCGCCCCGCGGGAACGGGAGAGCCCGCGCCCCGAGCUGUGGUUUAUACACUUCUCCCUUUUGCUACUUCUCAACUGCGGCCCCUGAGGGCGCAGCGACUCAGGGUCUACCCUCGCAGCUACACACCAAGCGAGGCAGAGGGGAGGGGUCGGCGUGGACUCUGAUGCUCAUCCCCGAGUCCGGAUCCUCGGUCUCCGAGUCUCCCCACUGUCUGCCGACAACACCCCACUCCUCGGCUCGCUGCCCUCCCCACUCCCUUCCGGCCCUCUGGCGCGCCCUCACUCCCUUUUUGUGGCCUAGGCUCCUUUCACCCUCUGCUUCAGCUUGUCGCAAUCGCUGUACAAAGGGCCAGGGGCGGGAGUGGGGGGCGGGCGAGGGGAGCCGGGCCCGAACUGGCUGCCUCUGCGGGGCCACGGCCAAUCCGGAGCGUCCACCCCCCACCUCCGCGCAGGAGAGCCUGGGGCAGCUGCCCGCCGCCGGGCGGAGCCGCGGGCAGAGCGGGGAGCUCGCCGAGGGGACGGCCCCGCUGCCUUCCACCCGCCGCCCGCUAUCCGCCAGGGGCUCUCCCGCCUUACCAUGCCGCCGUGGGGCGCCGCCCUCGCCCUGCUUCUGGCCGCGCUCGCCCUGCUCGGCCUGCUCGCCCCGCGGCUGCGGCGCGCCGUCGGAGCGAGGACUCUGCCCGGGCCUCGCGGCCGGGACCACGAGGAGGAGGUGGACGGCAGAGGCGCCGCGGACGAGUUCAGCGACGGGCGUGAGCCGCUGCCCGGAGGGUGCAGACUCAUCUGUAAGCCGUCGGCGCUGGCCCAGUGCCUGCUGAGCGCCUUACGACAUUCAGCAGCUCUGGAGCCGCGCCCGCGUUCCUGGCUCUCCGGGCCCCACCUGCAGACCCUCUGCCACUUUGUGCUGCCGGUGGGGCCGGGGCCUGAGCUGGCCCGAGAGUACCUGCAGUUGGCGGACGACGGGCUGGUGGCCCUAGACUGGGUCGUGGGACCUUGCCCCCGGGGUCGGCGGGUCACCAACGCCGGGGGCCUUCCCGCGGUGCUGCUGGUGAUCCCCAAUGCAUGGGGGCGCCUCACUCGCAAUGUGCUCGGCCUCUGCCUGCUCGCCCUGGAGCGCGGCUACUACCCGGUCAUCUUCCACCGCCGCGGCCACCACGGCUGCCCGCUGGUCAGUCCCCGGCUGCAGCCUUUCGGGGACCCGUCCGACCUCAAGGAGGCGGUCACUUACAUCCGCUUCCGACACCCGGCGGCCCCUCUGUUCGCGGUGAGCGAGGGCUCAGGCUCAGCGCUCCUGCUCUCCUACCUGGGCGAGUGCGGCUCCUCCAGCUAUGUGACCGGCGCCGCCUGCAUCUCGCCGGUGCUACGCUGCCGCGAGUGGUUUGAGGCCGGCCUGCCCUGGCCCUACGAGCGGGGCUUUCUGCUCCACCAGAAGAUCACCCUCAGCAGGUACGCCUCGGCCCUGCAGGACACAGUGGACACCCACAAACUGUUCAGGAGCCGCUCCCUGCGAGAGUUUGAGGAGACCCUCUUCUGCCACACCAAGAGUUUCCCCAUCAGCUGGGACACCUAUUGGGACCACAACGACCCCCUCCGGGAUGUGGACGAGGCCGCCGUGCCCGUGUUGUGUAUCUGUAGUGCUGAUGACCCCGUGUGUGGGCCCCCAGACCACUUUCUGCCCACCGAACUCUUUCACAGCAACCCCUACUUCUUCCUCCUGCUCAGUCACCACGGAGGCCACUGUGGCUUCCUGCGCCAGGAGCCCUUGCCAGCCUGGAGCCAUGAGGUCAUCUUGGAGUACUUCCGGGCCUUGACUGAAUUCUUCCGAACGGAAGAGAGGAUGAAGGGGCUGAGCAGGCGCCGAGCUUCAUUCCUAGGGGGCCGCCGUCGCUGGGGAACCCUGCAGAAGCGGGAGGUCUCUCCCUCUUCCCAUCUGGAGGAGAUCUUUAGCUGGAAGCGAUCGUACACAAGGUGAGACCUGGCCCAGGAACAUCCCUAGUCCUGCACAGAAGAGCAGGGCUGGGCACGCCAGAGUCCUGAAAAGGUAGUGAGGACUGAAGGCAGCAGGCGGUCCCAGCUCUUGGCCACUGAUUCAGCCCCUUCUCUCUUGAACUGGUCCGUGGGAAGAGAUGGGACUUCCAGCAAGCUGGUGCUCACUUUACCCGGAGAACACUCCCGCCCCAGGCUUUGCUCAACACAUCCUGGCUCUUCCUGGUCAGCAGCUGGGCUGUCACUGUCACUGUCUCCUGUCAUCAACCUCCUAAACCAAAGAAUAGCACCAUUUAAGCCAUGGAUUCAGGAGAAAAUACUCUCUCACUCAAAAGGACUACAGAGAAAAUGGGUUUAUGUAUGUCAUCGGGGAGCUGUGUCCCACAUAAAUAAUCGGCUCUGUGACCCUGAUUCUUGAUCUGGAGCCACUCACUGCAGUGAGGACAGGAUGUUUGUGUCUUAGUCCCACUUCCCUCAUUCGGUUCUGUGGUUGUGGCUCUCUGCUGACUUCAUGCUGUGGCAGCUGUGGAAGCUCCUAGAGUGGUGUGGCUGCGUCAGUCUUGCGUGAGUGUGAGAAAGGCAGCAGAGGCAGUGAAUGCUUGCUGAGGCUGGGGUGGUGAGGUUAAGUUAUGGAGUGAAUGUGUCUGUGCCUGGAAGACUGAGGUCCUGUCUUCCGGACUAGUUCUGCAAAUCUUGGUUGGGCAGAUCUGGGGCUUCAGGCGAGGACCUCAAGCCUAGAGAGAUCGAUGAUUCUAGGAAGAGGAAGUCCUCACACACAGUCUGCCAGACCAUGGUUCAAAGAGCCAGACCCUUAGGUACUCUAGCUGCUCCCUCCAAUACCGUUCCUGGAGGUUAUUCCGGAAAACCUUAGCCAGAGCUACUUUUCUUCUGCCACGUGGGCUUUCUCUAAGUGGCAAAAAGUAUAAAUCUUGUAUCUUUGGUAUUUUCUGGUUAGUUGCCCUCUUUUCUGACCCUACUACUAGUCUCUUCCUCUCCAGAGCCUGGAGAGACACCUGGGGCCAGGGAAAGCAAAAGUUCCAAGAGGUUGGCUGGUGCUGACCCAGUGAUUUAUGAAUAUUUCCCAUUACCAAGUUUUUCUGGUCAAUUUAUUCAAAAGGCCAUCCGUGUAGAUGUAGAAAAAACUUCCUCCCGGAUCUGGCCACUCAGUGACUGGUUUUAUGGUGUUUGGUUUCAUGAGGAAUAAUGCUGAAGAUCAGAGUAAACUAAGGCAUCAUACAGAUUGAUCCGCACAUCCUGGUUUGGAUUAGGCCAUUAAACAAUAGGGCAGGCAUCUAGUUCUAUGUGUUGCUAAGAGCUUUGCCCUGAAGUUUUAUUUUGUCAUCAAGAAAGAAGACACCUGCUUUGACCUGGAGCUCCGUCCUGGCCUCACAAACAGCAAAGCAAUUUUAAAGAGGAGAGAUGUUUAAGGCUUGAUAUGAGGAAUUCCUGGGGGGGCCGUAAUUUUCAGGUUUAGAUGAUCUUAGUCCAGCCUUCUUCUUCUAGAUCAAAUAGGAAGAAACUCUGAACUAUCCAAGAAUCUCACCCGAAAUGCAGACAACACUCAAUCGUAUCGAAAGUACAUUAUCCUGUCAUGAAAAAAUGUCUUCCCUUCUUUCUCAUUUCUUGCUCCUCCUCCUCCACAUUCCUCAUCUAACAUUCUUUCACCAUUUUUGAGCAGGAGAAAUAGCAAGGAGCUGAAAUCUAAAGGAGCCAUCCUACUGCUGGUUAUCAGCCUCGGCACAGGGCUUGCUGAGCAAGAAUAACUGACAUCUGGCCACCCCUCUCCCCCAGCAUCUGGUAUAGUGGGGAUUUCAAUUAGUCAGGGUCCUGCAGUCCCACAUGCAGGGCCUAGGAUCAUUCAGAACUGCCUGCAAAAUGGGAAGCAGCCCAGUGGUUUUUAAGCCUGCGGCUUCCAGAGCCCCCAAGGGCUGAACUCUGGAUUGUUUCUGAUAUCCGGUAUCUGGCCAUGGGACUCUGGUUCUUUAAGAUAAUAGCUUUUGGAGAAAUUGUAGUUUGUUUUCUUUUCCUUUAUUAUAAGAAAGUAAGUUUGUGGGGGUGGGGUGCAUGUACAUACAUAUAAAAAUUUCCUUUCAGUUGUAGCCCAGGCUUCGUUAAUUCCCUUCGACCCAGGGCCCUAAUACCUAAACCCUAAGGUAUUUCUCCUCCGUGUCCCUUGCGCCCCACGUGCUUAUAACCUAUCUCAGGAAGCUACUUCUUUCUCAUCUUCCCAUCACUGCUUUUUCAGCUCAUUUUGCCAAGAAUGUGCGGCCCCUAUCGGGGCAGGUUUGGGUGACCCUGUCCUUCAGUGUAACAAUGAAGGAAUCGCCCAUAUUGGCUCUGCUUUGGUUAAUAGCCAAUUACAUGAAACCAGCCAGAAGAACCCCAGAGAGAAUAUGUGAUCCUUGAACAAAAUACCAAGUUAUGAGGUUGAGGAAGGAAAAACCAAACAACAAAACCAAACUAGCCUCAGAGAGGGCACCAGAACAAAAACAAAAACAAAAACAAAAAAAACUGAGACAACCCAAGGAAGUACCUCUGAGUUGGGAGUUUUCCAGGUCUCAAGUCUUACAUGAUCCUCUCAGGCCCUCAUUCACUUGCUUGCCUUCCUUUUGGUCUCUUCAUUAUUUAUUAACACCUUCAAAUGGUAAGAGAAAACAAAGAAACAAAAAAUUCCCCAAAACCCCAUGGCUUAAAGGAGGCACGAUCUCAGAAGUAGACUGAGUCCUCUGUCUCCUCACAUUGGAUCAGAGUGCCAGGAAACAAACAGUUGCCUCGGAAGGUUGAGUUCUCAGUAGUGAGUUAUGAUCUCUGAUACCUAAGACUGUGCUAGCUAGAACUUGAUUCUCUUAAAGAGUUAGUAUUUUAUGUAUUUAUACGUAGGUGUCUAGGGGGGCUUGGCCAGAGACAGUACGAAAAACAAAGCACCAAAUCCUCACUUUGAGGAGAUAUCAUCUCUGUUUUGGGUGAAGGUAUCCUUUCUAAGAUUUGAGUACUGUUAGAAAAAGUCAUGACACAGGAAGUAUCAUUUUGGCUUUAUAUAUAACCUCAAAAUUACCCCAGAGUCAGGAUCUCCUCUGUACUUACUUUCCACCCAGACCACAAGAGCCUUUUUCAGUCAGCCACCCUUAGUAACGCCAAGGUAUCUUCCUUUAGAAAUGAACUUUAGCCUGCAUUCCUCUCCCUGCUUAAACAAGCAGACACAAUUGGCCACUUUGGUAAGACUUGGUAACAAUGCCAAUGAGUAUUUGUGAUUCUAUAGUCAAGCCACAAUGGAUGGCAUAAGAAACCUUCCCUAGUUAUCACAGUUUUCCAGACAAGAUUGACAAGUUAUAUGUAGGGAGUGCCUGGAGAUGGAAUGAAUGCCUCAGGAAGCAGCAAGUCCCACGAAACUGGUGGGACAUGCAAGCUGGUCUGCCAUUUGGCACACAUCAGAGAGGGGACAUGCUGAGAAAUAAGGGGGGGGCCUAAAUUAGUUUUCUUUUUUUUUUUUCUUCUUUUAAUGUUUAUUUAUUUUGAGAUAGAGACAACAAGCAGGGGAGGGGUAGAGAGAAACUGCCAAGCAGGCUCUGUGCUGACAGCAGAAUAUGUGAGAUCUCUAAAAAGUGAGAUCAUGACCUUAGUCGAAAUCAAGAGUCGGAUGCUUAAAUGACCGGGCCACCCAGGUGACCCACUUUUUUUUUUUUUAAAGUAAGCCCUACACCCAAUGUGGGACUUGAACUCACAGCCCCAAGAUCAAGAGUUGCCUGCUCUACCGACUUUGCCCCAAGCCAUCCAGGUGGCCCAAGGGUGGUCUAGAUUAGAUAUAAAGUCUCUUCUCAUCUGAGAGGUGGUGAAUUGAAAUAAUGCUAAUGAGCUCGGUAAGUUGCAAAGACUUUUGGUUGGUUGGAAUCAAGAUCACAGACCUGUUCCAGAUUCUGGAAACUGGAAAAAGACAUAAAGAUUUUAAUGAAAAUAACCUUGCCAAGGGACACCUGGCUGGCUCUGUUGGUGGAGCAUGUAACUCUUGCUCUCAGGGUUGUGAAUUUGAGCCCCAUGUUGGGUGUAAAGAUUACUUAUAAAUAAAAUCUUAAAAAAAUAAUAACCUUGCCAAAGUGACCGAGGAUGUUUUUCAGAUACCCAACAAUUAUACUCUAAAGUAUCCAGGAAGCACUAAGAGUUUGAAAGAAAAAUGGAAUUUCAUUAAAAGAAACACAAGACACUAACACGUCAAAAAUAAAUGUCUCUAACCCCUCUGUGUCCAGCCUUCCUGUGUAAUGACGUAAUACCCUAGUACUUAUCACCAUUGUGGCCGAACAAAAACUUCUAACUUGUUUGCGUCUGAAUAAUAAAUUGCAGUCUCCCUGCAA
Molecule: messenger RNA, 6808 nt
Organism: Leopardus geoffroyi (Geoffroy's cat)
Lineage: Eukaryota; Metazoa; Chordata; Mammalia; Carnivora; Felidae
Gene: ABHD15
Product: abhydrolase domain containing 15
Exons: 2
Coding region: 1054-2448 (464 amino acids)
Molecular function (GO): monoacylglycerol lipase activity; short-chain carboxylesterase activity
Source: RefSeq, a predicted model, not a curated record